Molecule: messenger RNA, 654 nt
Organism: Cynocephalus volans (Philippine flying lemur)
Lineage: Eukaryota; Metazoa; Chordata; Mammalia; Dermoptera; Cynocephalidae
Gene: MKRN2OS
Product: MKRN2 opposite strand
Exons: 4
Coding region: 1-654 (217 amino acids)
Source: RefSeq, a predicted model, not a curated record
AUGCUCUGCGCAGAAGGUGGAAAGUCUUUAAUUAAAUUCAACCACUGUGAGAAAUCCAUCUACAGCUUCAGUGUGCCUCAGUGCUGCCCCCUGUGCCACCAGGAUGUGGGCUCAAGGAAGCUGGAGGAAGCGCCUGUGAGCAUCUCUAACCCAUUUACGAACGGGCAUCAAGAAAAGUGUUCAUUCCUCCUCAGACCAACUCGGGGGACGUUUCUUAGGGAGUAUGAUGGAAGGUCUGAUCUUCACGUUGGAAUAACUAACACAAAGGGAGUUGUGUAUAACUACAAUGUUCAUGGUGUCCAACGAGAUGAAGCAGGGUGGCAGCAGAGCAUAAGUAUCCCAUUACUGCAGCCCAACAUGUUUGGACUCAUGGACCAAUGGGACAGGUACCUGGAAGACUUCUCCACCACAGGGACCUGGCUGCCUCACAGGUAUGAGGAAGACCACCACAACUGCUACAGCUACACCCUCACCUUCAUCAACUGCAUUCUGACCAUGGAAGGCAGAGAGCAGCUGGACAAAAGUGAGUUCACAGAGAAAUAUGUGGUCCCGAGGACAAGGCUGGCUUCCAAGUACAUCACACUCUAUCGGGCAAUAGAAGAGCAGGGCUUCUAUGUGACUGACCGUCCUGACCGAGAGACAGGCCCUCCUUGA